UCAGCAGUCAGAAUUCCGUGCAACUCGUGAACAGUUUUUGAAAGUUUCCCCAAAAAAAUAUCAAAAUGUUUCGAAAACUUCCGAUCAACCUAGUCAACACAUUGUCAAAGCGAAGCUUUAUAUCAAUCAACCAUCCGCGGGUAAGCAGCAAACUUAAUCCACCGGAAACCGACGACCAUCAUCAAAGGCAUCAUCAGCAGAACGAUGAGCGGAACAAUAACAAAGUCACCGACAGUAGUAGCAGAUCCCGUCGGUAUCCGAUUCAGUUCAUCGCUGCCAGUUCGUUCCUGUCUUGGUUCAGUAAAAAGGACGACGAAGAUUCGCCGGAAAAUCAACUAAUCAAAACCAUCAAGAUGUCUAUACUCAACAUCCAGAGGGAGGACUACCGAAAGGCUGAGCAGAUGUUGCAUAUCGCGUUGAAAAUGGCCCAGGAUCUGCACAGCAAGGAUGGUAUUACGUACAUCUACGACAUAAUGGCCAAUUUGGCCAUGGAAGUCGGUGAGUUCACUAAGGCGGAAAAGCUGUUUGCCAAUGUUAUGCAGCGAUUGUUUGCCGAUGGAUUCGUGGAGGACCACAUCAAGAUGCUGCACAUCAGUUCAAAAAUAGCUCACAUAGCACAGCUUCAAGGUCACCUGGAUAAAGCAGUGCAGGGCUUUGAGUGGACGAUAGCCAAACUAGAGGAAAAUCUUAAAAAGGUUGGGGAGGAUAAGGAAAUUUUGGAACUAUGGGGAAUCACCAAGAAUUGGUACGCGCAGCUGUUGAUGGAGCUGAAAAGGUUCACGGAAGCACGGGAAUGUUUCAAGCAAGCGUACGAUGCGUACACACAAAUACAUGGUAAAUUGACGGAGGAAGGGCUGUCGAUAUUGAACAAUUUGAGUGUGGCAUGUUCUAAUCUAGAAGACUACACCUCGGCGGAAAAGUAUCUCAAAGAAGCAAUCAGCUUGGCCUCUCAGAUACCCAAUCUUUCGGAGGAAGGAGUCUAUCGGGCCAACCUGGGAUUGCUGUACCUGCAGCAGGGCUUGAUCAACCAGGCAAAAGAAUUUUGCUCGUUUGCCUGGAAGUAUGGCAAGCAGCAUAGUCACGAGGACACUGUGAUACAGGCCAACUACUGUCUGGAACAGAUAAAGGCCAUGCAGAUGUGAAAUUAAGGAGCGCAAGCAUAAAUUAGGAAACCAAAUUUUGUUGUUGAGGAGUUUUAACGAUGUUUUUAAAUCCAGUGAUGUUU
This is a messenger RNA of Ochlerotatus camptorhynchus, 1225 nucleotides long. RefSeq names its product tetratricopeptide repeat domain 19 (gene Ttc19). Lineage: Eukaryota; Metazoa; Arthropoda; Insecta; Diptera; Culicidae. The transcript is spliced from 2 exons. Gene Ontology annotation, cellular component: mitochondrial inner membrane. The coding region runs from base 66 to 1142 and encodes 358 amino acids. The record is from RefSeq and is a predicted model, not a curated record. Gene Ontology annotation, molecular function: protein binding. Gene Ontology annotation, biological process: mitochondrial respiratory chain complex III assembly.